Molecule: messenger RNA, 2476 nt
Organism: Drosophila busckii
Lineage: Eukaryota; Metazoa; Arthropoda; Insecta; Diptera; Drosophilidae
Product: zinc finger protein 16
Exons: 1
Coding region: 46-2412 (788 amino acids)
Cellular component (GO): nucleus
Molecular function (GO): zinc ion binding
Source: RefSeq, a predicted model, not a curated record
GCAUUAAUUUUAUUAUUGAACAAAUAAAUUCACAAAAAUUGCGAAAUGAAUGAGCGGAGUGCCCACUCCAUUCACACAUUGUGCCGCAUCUGCCUGAACACGUUGGAAAAUGACGCGGCCUAUGGUCUAUUUAUGGUGCCAGGCUUGGCCAAAAAGUUGUGUAUAUGCACCUCUCUUUCAGUGGAGCAGCACGAUGGAUUUCCGGAAAAUAUAUGCAUCAGUUGUUACAACAAACUUGAUGACUUGCACUGUUUUCAAAGGAUGUGUGUGGACUCAGUGCAGAAGUUCAACGAAAUGGUGGCGAAUAACUGCUUUGUCUGCAAUACGCCUCCAAUGAAUUGCGUUAAUGUACUCAAUGUUGCAGCGCAUGAUACAGAUAUAGCUGCCGUGGAGGAGGAUGACUGCAAUUUCGAUCCACUGUUGAAUACUAAAGUUGAGAUUGUUGAGGACGAGGAUCAUUUGUUAGACAUGAUAGAGAAUGUCGACAAAGAGCUAGAAGAUGAGGAUAAAAACUCUUCAAUUCACAGCGAAAGUGCCACUGAUGAUGAAGAUAUGGAUUUUGAGGUCAACAGCAGUGAAUCCGACGAAGGUAUGCCGCUCUCACGCUUAUACAGCAAUACUAGAGCCAAAGCGAAACAAAAGGCCAAAAGAAAUACUAUCAAAGGCGAAACAGACGACUCUUCCAGCUCAGACUCCUCAGAUGAAGACGACUCAGAUGAUGAUGAUGACAAUGAUGAUGGGCCAAAUAAGGGAACCACAAAACCAAAACGUAAGCGCAUUCCAGCAGCUGAACGACAUCGACAUACACUAAUCGAAUGUCACGUUUGCCAUCAGAAGUUUAAGAAGGCAUAUCGCUAUGAAGAGCAUAUGAAGCACCAUAACGAUUUGCUACCAUUCCAAUGUGAGGUGGAGUCGUGCAAAAAGGGCUUUACAACUAAUGGUGGGCUGCGCCUCCAUGUAGAGCAUGCUCACCCUGAGCUCGUUAAAGCUUAUCCGUGCACAGUUGAAGGCUGCGAUAAGACAUUCACGCGCACUACCAAACUAACGAACCACUUGAAGAGGGAACACAACAUAAUUAAGCCUAAAAUAAAAAGGUUCCCCUGUUCAGAAUGCGACAAGGUGUUCCAGUGCCCAACGGCUCUCAAAAAGCAUAUGUAUAAGCACACCGGGGAGGAACUUCCCUAUGCCUGCGAAAUUUGUGCCAGACGUUUCUUCAUUCAGUGCGAAUUGCGCGAUCAUUUACUGCGUCAUGCGCGUGUAAAGAAUUUUGUGUGCCCCCAUUGCGGUGUGGGGAAAUAUACGCAGUCCGAAUUAAACAAACAUAUCUUGACGCACACUAGAGUGAAGCAAUUCCACUGCAAUCAGUGUAAUCAUUCGUCCCACAACAAGCAGGCGCUGGCCAACCAUAUCAACGUGGUGCAUCUAAAGAUUAAAAAGUAUGCAUGUCAACUUUGUGGAAAGACAUUUGGGAAAUCAUCUGGGUUAAGGGUCCAUGAAGCGCGACACUCAAUGCAGAAAGCUUAUCCUUGUACAGUUUGUGGAUUCUCUUAUGCAACCAAGCAAAGCCUGGUUAAACAUUUACAGGGCCAUGAGAAUUACGAAAGACCUGUGAUUAAAACUAAGCCUAAAUCCGAGAAGCCUACGGCCAAGCCCAAAACUACUAUUAAACGUGAACGGAUAAGGCCACCAAAAGAGAAGAAGCCCAAGCCUGUGCCCCCUCCUAAGCCUUAUAACAGUCCGAACAGACUGGAACACGUGGACAGAGCAGAGCUAGCAGGCACUGUUGUCAACCCCAUACCAUUUGUAUCGAUUGAGCUAACUAAGAUAAAUGAUCAGUUCAUAUGCCCUGCUUGUAACCGAGGCUUCAAUCACAAGAACAAUUUGAAAAUGCACUACAGGAACAUGCAUGAGAUGAUCAAGGAUCAAGCUUGUCGCUUUUGUCCAAAACGAUUUGCCAAAGUUCACACGCUACGCAAUCAUGAGUUAAUCCACACAGGCGAGAAGCCAUUCGAGUGCACAAUAUGUGGAAAGUAUUUCCGGCAGAAGUUGAACUUGCAGACCCAUUUAAAAAUCCACAAUAAGCCCCCAAAACCACCAAAACAACCAAAAGAAACAAAAAAGCGGGAAUCUAAAAAUGUUUCAUUAAAUUUCGAGGAUUGCAAGGAUCUGGCAGCUGAAAGUGCAGCCGCUACUGCUGCUCUGUUGGCUCAAGAAAUCGAGGAGAACGAGAGAAAACGCAAAGCAGAAGCCGAACUUCAAAGGAUUCAAGAGGCUGCGUAUGAGCAAAUAAGGCAAUUAAAUGAGCUACAGCAACAACAACCAAGCGAAAAGAAAACAUAUGACAAUUUUUUUGAGGAAAAGGCAAAGGCUGAGGGUAUUAGCCCUGAUGUGUUUAAGAUAGACCACGUUUAAGUCUAGUUAUUUUUUUUUUUAACACAUCAAAUCCUUCCCAAGAUUACCCAACAAUCUUAGUUUC